ACAUCUCCUGUCAACAUGUCCUACAACUGCUGCUCUGGAAACUUCUCCUCCCGCUCCUUUGGCGGCUACCUGCGCUACCCAGCCUCCUCCUGUGGCUUUUCCUAUCCCAGCAACCUGGUCUCCAGUACUGACCUCUGCUCUCCCAGCACCUGCCAGCUGGGUUCCUCUCUCUACAGGGGCUGUCAGGAGACCUGCUGGGAGCCCACCAGCUGCGAGACGUCCUUUGUGGAGUCCAGCCCCUGCCAGACCUCCUGCUACCGCCCCAGAACCUCCUUGCUCUGCAGUCCCUGCCAGACUAGUUACUCUGGGUCUCUAGGCUUUGGAUCCAGCAGCUGCCGCUCCCUGGGCUAUGGAUCGAGGAGGUGCUACUCAGUGGGCUGUGGGUCCAGUGGCUUCAGAUCCCUGGGUUAUGGAGGCUGUGGCUUCCCUUCCCUGGGCUAUGGCUCUGGAUUCUGCCGCCCAACCUACUUGGCUUCUAGGAGCUGCCAGUCUUCUUGCUACAGACCAACUUGUGCAUCAGGCUUCUAUUAUUGA
Messenger RNA from Rhinopithecus roxellana (golden snub-nosed monkey), 534 nucleotides. RefSeq names its product keratin-associated protein 13-1-like. The record is from RefSeq and is a predicted model, not a curated record. Lineage: Eukaryota; Metazoa; Chordata; Mammalia; Primates; Cercopithecidae.